Messenger RNA from Canis lupus familiaris (dog), 2652 nucleotides. Its product is annotated as collagen alpha-1(I) chain-like. Bases 1 to 2652 code for a protein of 883 amino acids. The record is from RefSeq and is a predicted model, not a curated record. The transcript is spliced from 3 exons. Lineage: Eukaryota; Metazoa; Chordata; Mammalia; Carnivora; Canidae.
AUGGGUCGUCGCCGCCACGGGGGGCGUGCGAUCGGCCCGAGGUUAUCUAGAGUCACCAAAGCCGCCGGCGCCCGCCCCCCGGCCGGGGCCGGAGGGAGGCUGACCGGCGGCCGGUCCCGCCCCACGGACCGGGGCGCGCACACCUCGGCGGCGGCGGCGGCGCGGGGAGACAAGGGCGCUUCACCCGCCACCCCCUCCCCUCCGGACGGCCCCGAUGGCGGCGGCGGCCCGCGGGCGGGGGACGGGGACGCCCGGUGGUCGCGCCGGGGACGGCAGCGGGCCGAGCACGCGCUCACGCGGGCCGGAGGUGGGGCGCCGGGCCAGAGCCCGAACCCCUCCCCGCCACCGGGGAGACGCGCGCGGGGCGCGGACAGGCCAACGGCGAGCUGGCCGCCGGGGACCCGACCCACGCCCGGGGCACGCGCGCGCCAGGGCGGGGACGCGGCCGGCGGGGGUGGGGGGCGGCGGGAGACGACGGCGGCCCCUCGUCACCACACAACGCCACCGCCGGGGGGCGGGGGCAAGCGGCGGACGCGGCGGGAAGGCCGCAGCGGGUCCGGGAAGCGCCGGGCGCCCCGGGGAGCGCGGCACCGGGUCGGCAAGACGGACGACGGACGGGGGCGGACUUUCGGGAAAGGCCGCGGACGGGAGACGCCCCGGCGGCCAGGGGCCAGCCAGGCGCCGGAGAACGGCAAGCGGGAGCGGUGGAGGAGAGGACCGCGGGCCACCGCGAGGGGCUUUCGGGAAGCCUCAGAAGGCACCUGGGAGGCCGAGGUCGGGCGCCCAGGGGCACACGCGGGGUCCCACCGCCCGAGGCCUCCAGCGCAAGGGCGGUCCCGCGGCACCCGAGGACGCCGGCCCGGCCCCCACGGCGGGCCCCAAGCAACCUCGCGGGGCUCGGGGGCCCCAACCGCCACCGUUCACGCGACCGGUUCUCUCGAGAACGCUCUCCCGCACACGCGCAACGACGCCCCGCCCCAACACCCCCCGCGCGCCUCCCUCCUCCCCUUCCUCGGAGGACCGAGAGCACUUCGCCCGGGGACGCCCCCCCCCCGAGCCACGGCGGCCAAGGGGGGGGGGCAAGACACCCAACAGCGGCGAGGCCGGUUUCGGUCCACGGAGGGCGGAGUUAGGGGCGCGGCACGCGCGGCGCACCCGCGACCGUGCGGUCGGGGGACGCGGGCAGGCGGGGGGGCGGGUCGGCGGCGACGGGGAGGAGGCGCACAGCGGGCGAGGGCCGGGAGGGCGCGUGGGAAAGGGCCGGUCCCGGGAAGGGCGCGCCAACGAAGGCGCGAGCCGGGCCACCGGGUAAACGCCCACGGGAUCCCACCGCCACCAGCACGAGGGCGGUCCCGCGACGCCCGGGACGCCGGCCGGCCUCAGCACCCUUGGCAGGCCUCCCCACAAACCGGGCCCCACACCGCCCGGGCCCAGGCACGCGCGACCCCCGCCGCGGGGGGCCCGUCCGAACCUCCGUCCGUCCAUCCGCCCGUCCGUCCAUCCGUCCGGUCCAACCCGGAGUCACGACCCGGGCAGGCGCCCCCAGGCGGGAGCUGGCCCGACCCACGCGCGCCCGCCGAGCCACCGCCGGCGGCGACUCGGCUCGGGAGCGGGCGGCGGCCCAGACAGCCAGGCCAGCCAGCCGCUCGCGCGGCACACACAUGGGGUGAGUGGCGUGGGGGGGGCGGGCCGCCCCAACCCCCCGGCCGCGCGCACACUCGCACACGCACGCGGGCAACACACCCCGCACCGGACGCCGGCCCGGCCCGGCGGGAUCCUCCCCCGUCUCGGAGGAGGGAGGCGCAGGCCGCGGUAGGUAGGCAAAGAGCGGCGCUCUGCCCAAACACGUCGCGACGGGAGUCCAACCCCGCGUCGCUGGCCACACUACACGCGCAGAGGAGGGGCAGCGGCUGGGGGCUCCGGUACCCCAAGGCACCCUCUCGGAUCGCUAGAGAAGGCUUUCUCACCGAGGGCGCAUCGCCCCCACCCGUUCGUCCUCCCAAACGGGCCCCACCAGGCGGCGCUCCGGGGCUGACAGGGCUCGCGGGGCGGGGGACGGGUCUCCGGCAAGGGACAGGCACAGGGCAACCCCGAGCGCUCGCGGCCGGUGCCCCCUCGAGGACGCCACCUCCGCCUCGCCCGCGCACGGCGUGGUCACGUCACCGCCCAGAGGAGAGAGCUCCCCGCCUCCCGCGAGCGACGACGGCGGCGGCAGCCCGAGGGGAGUCGCCGGGGAAGGAAACGACGCCACCGCUCGGCCUCAGGCACCUGAGGCGACCUGGAGCGCUCCAGGGGCACCACGGAGGGCCGGGCGCAACGCGCUCUAGCACGCCCAGGCCGGGCGGUGAGCAGCGCGGCGUCGGGCCGGCCCUCCCCGCGGAGGAGGGGAGGGCCGCUCGCCACGGACCCAGGCCUUCGGGAAAGGCCGGCGAGAGUGUCCGCCACGUCCGAGGACCCCGGUCCCGCCAGCGCCGCGAGGCAAGAAGGCGGGAGGGCGGGGUCGGGCCAGAGUCCGCACCACCCCCAACCCCGGCGCGCGCCCCCCGCGCACCCGCCACGACGGCCGGGCGCGGAGGAGCCGGGGAGGGAGGGGCCCGCGGGCAGAACGAGAAGAGCGGUCGCAUCCGCCGUGGACGCCCGUCCCUCGUCUGA